AUGAGAAAAUCAGCUAAAAUGAUUUUAAAAAUUGUUAAUUGUAAAGAAACAUAUCAACUACAGCCUGGUGAUUAUAAAAAAUUAAUAAUAAAUAUUUAUGAACGUUAUAAAUAUGAAGUUGGUGGAGUUGUACUUGCAGCAACAUUUGUCAAUCAAAAAUUUGAAAUGUUGACAUUUGUACAUGGUAUAACUCAUACAGUAUCAAAAAAUGGAAUAAUAAGUAGCAUGGUAAAGAUUGAUAAUUUAGAAAAAAGAAUAAUACAAUACAAACAUCAAGGUUUUCGUAAUCCAUUUGUUAUAAUUAUCAUCAGAUCAACAAACGAUGUUACUAAAUUUAUAGAUAUAACAAAAAAUGGAAAAAUUAAAUAUCCAAUAUUAUUAGUAAUAUUCACCGGUGAUGACAGUGAUUAUUCAUGUGAUAUUUAUGAUGAUGAUAAAAUAUUAGCAUUACCACUUGUAAAUAUAACUAACGAAAAUAUCAUUUGGAACGAUACAUCUGUUGAUAAAAAAAAAAAUUUACAAGGAUUAAAUUUACGUGUUUCAGCUGUGAAGAAUGCCAAAUUUAUUAUUCAUGGUAGAUAUAAAUACUCGGGUUUUCUCGGUGAUGUUAUAACCGAGUUGAUAGAAUAUUUGAAGUUUAAAAUAUCUUCAUUUGCUGUUGAAGAUUAUUGUGGAAGUUGGGAUGAAGAUGAAUCCAUGUGGUCAGGUGUUGUUGGGAGUGUUGUUUCAGGUGAAAGUGAUUUAGGUAUUGCACUUGUGUCAAUGACAAUUCAACGUAUUGAUGUUGUUGAUUUUACUCUUCCAAUAAUAACAACAAGAUCUGGUAUGUACAUUGAAAAACCAGUAAUCGGAGAUACUAUUCAAUGGUUUGAAUAUUUUCGGAUAUUUGAUGAACAAGUUUGGAUAACUGUAAUUGGAAUUAUGCUGAUAACAUCGUUAUCAUUGACUAUAAUUAUUUAUCAACCUUGGCGUAAUACAUUUUGUUCAGUUUUUUUUGGUAAUUUACUUGAUAUUUGGGGUUUAUUUUGUCAACAAGGAUUAUCUGAUAUACCGAAGCAAUUUUCAAUUAGAAUAUCAUAUUUUUCAGUAUUUAUUACUGUCUCAAUUGUGUAUGCAACGUACUCUGGAUGUCUAACUAGUUUUUUUACAGCACCAACAAUUACCAUGCCAUUUAAUGACAUGAUUGAAUUUUCAAAACAAAAAGAAUAUGAAUUAAUUAUGUUAAAAGAAAGUGCCGACUACGAUGUGUUUUAUGAAUCACAAGAUUAUUUACCCAAUGAAGUGUUUGAUCUCAUACGAUCAAAAACCUUAUUACCCACAACUUUAGUUGAAGGAUUUCAAACAAUUUGCAAUGAAAAAGUUGCAUUUUAUACAACUGAAACUUAUAAUGAACCAAGAAGAAAUCAAAUACCAUGUGAAAUUGUUCAAAUAAAAACUGGAAGAAUUUUUAAUCUUGGAAUGAUUUUACCACGUGAUAGUCCAUAUACUGAAUUUUUCAAUAUUUUGUAUGUUAUAAAAACACCAAAAUAUCAACUCAAUAGUUUAUAA
Messenger RNA from Aphidius gifuensis, 1548 nucleotides. Its product is annotated as glutamate receptor 2-like. The record is from RefSeq and is a predicted model, not a curated record. The coding region runs from base 1 to 1548 and encodes 515 amino acids. The transcript has 8 exons. Gene Ontology annotation, cellular component: membrane. NCBI's taxonomy places the organism in Eukaryota, Metazoa, Arthropoda, Insecta, Hymenoptera, Braconidae. Gene Ontology annotation, molecular function: glutamate-gated receptor activity.